Molecule: messenger RNA, 1774 nt
Organism: Octopus sinensis (East Asian common octopus)
Lineage: Eukaryota; Metazoa; Mollusca; Cephalopoda; Octopoda; Octopodidae
Product: histone H4
Exons: 1
Coding region: 1-312 (103 amino acids)
Biological process (GO): nucleosome assembly
Cellular component (GO): nucleosome
Molecular function (GO): DNA binding; protein heterodimerization activity; structural constituent of chromatin
Source: RefSeq, a predicted model, not a curated record
AUGAGUGGACGUGGAAAAGGAGGAAAAGGACUCGGAAAGGGCGGCGCUAAGCGUCAUAGAAAAGUGUUGAGAGAUAACAUCCAGGGUAUAACCAAGCCAGCUAUCCGUCGUUUGGCUCGCAGAGGUGGUGUUAAACGUAUUUCUGGUUUGAUCUACGAAGAGACCCGUGGUGUAUUAAAAGUGUUCCUUGAGAACGUCAUUCGUGAUGCUGUUACCUACACCGAGCAUGCAAAGAGGAAGACCGUGACCGCUAUGGAUGUCGUCUACGCUCUCAAGAGACAAGGAAGAACCCUGUACGGUUUUGGAGGUUAAUUUUCAUCUCCAACUGCUGUUACGCUAUUGACAAAACCGGCCCUUUUAAGGGCCAUAAAAAUUUGCACGUAAGCCAUCUCGUUGAUUUACAAAUAUGCGUCACUAACCCGCUGUCUUAAUAUUUUGUUCUUCAAAUUUUACUCAGUGACUUAGCGGAGGUAAAAAAUAUGUAUACCACCCGUUUUCGGCGUAAAAAAAACGAAAAAACCUUUGCAUUGAACAGAUUUAUUUCUGUGGCUGUUUGUGUCGGGUUGUUUAUUUGGCCACAAAACCAGAAUAUAAAUUUCUCAUCGUGGGUUUGUCUUAACGUUUAUAUUAUAGCAUUGAGCUAAAUUAUUCCUAGUUACUUCCUUAAAGCACUCCUUUAUUUCUAAAGGAAAAUUUUUCUCUUUUUUUUUUUUUAGUGUAUUUUGACACCAGUGAGUGAAUUACAACUACUUCCCCUCCCCCCACCCCGACUUUUCGUGUUUAUAUAUCAUGUAGAUUCCCAGUCCACUUUAAUUUGUUUUAGCUUUCAAGAAAAUGGAUAUUUUUUAAUGAAAUUCUCGACAAAUACACAGUAAUUUUGGGAAAACAAUUAGGGACUAUUUCUGAGAACCGUUCCCCACUGGCGGGUGUUUCUGAACAAGUCCAUAUUUUAAAUUUUCUCCGUUUUGUGCGUUUGUGCACCCGUACAUUUCUAUCAGACACGUAAUUGAAAAAGUUCGUGUAUAUUCUGGUGUCUGCCUUUCUAUUAUAAACAUUAAACUGGGAAUUUACUUCAAAUAAAAAAAAAUCGUAUUCAAUAGAUAAGCCGUCUUAAUACCGAACCAUUUGCUGUUAUUUUUAGUAUGAGUUUUCUGGUGAGGGCUUCAUUUCCUGUUAGUCGCUGAAGUAAUCUACGGGGGCAUAAACGGGAGAAAAUGAAACGUGCACUUGUUCCGAAACACCCUUGAGUGGGGAGCAAUUCUCAAAGAUGGCCCCCAACUGUUUUCCACCCCAAUUCCUAUGUCCUCGUUAUCUGCAUAGUCUGAGGUAUAAUUGUAGAAAAUAUCGAAAAAUAUCCAUUUUCUUGAAAGCUUCCUCCCUCCCCAAAUUUUGUAUAUUCGGAAUAUAUAUAUAUGAUGUAACACAUUCGUAAAAGAUUUCAUAUAAAAAUAUCCAUUUUUCUGUAAGUUAUCCAAAGUCGGGGGUCGGGGCAAAAUUUAUAAUUAUGCCAUUGAUCUGUUGGAAUCAGGAAUAACUUGUAAUCCCGAUUUCCCCGUCCAGACGUAAUGUAGGAUUGCGUUAGUAUAGAUUCUUUUCGGCGGUGGUGGACAUAAGCCCUCACUCAAUACUUUUAGCUCUUUGUUUUUUAGAACGUGGAACCAAAUUAUUCAAAAGGAUCUUUACCUUUUGACGUACAGAUUUAAAAAUAAUUUUUUGUAACUAAAUACUUUAAAAUUUCGGACACUGGUAGAAUGUGUCAUAAAACCUGUUUUAC